Podospora anserina S mat+ is the source of this 1281-nucleotide messenger RNA. RefSeq lists its product as uncharacterized. The record is from RefSeq and is a predicted model, not a curated record. Gene Ontology annotation, cellular component: intracellular anatomical structure. NCBI's taxonomy places the organism in Eukaryota, Fungi, Ascomycota, Sordariomycetes, Sordariales, Podosporaceae. The coding region runs from base 1 to 1281 and encodes 426 amino acids. Gene Ontology annotation, molecular function: NADPH dehydrogenase activity; FMN binding; NADP binding. The transcript is spliced from 2 exons.
AUGACAGUCUCAAAACUCCCCACCGCCAGCGCCCCUGCCCCCGGCGUCCCCUUCUACACACCCGCCCAAGACCCCCCAGCCGGCACCGCCCUCAUGAAUGAUGCCACCCCCGUCCCAACCGUCUUCACCCCCCUCACCAUCCGCGGCCUCACCCUCCAAAACCGCUUCGCCGUCUCCCCCAUGUGCAUGUACUCGGCCUCCAACGGCCACCUGACCGACUUCCACCUUGUCCACCUGGGGCAGUACGCCCUCCACGGCACCCCCCUCACCAUCAUCGAAGCCACCGCCGUGACCCCCAACGGCCGCAUCUCCCCGGAAGACUCGGGCCUCUGGCAAGACUCCCAGAUUGCCCCCAUCAAGCGCGUGACAGAUUUCAUCCACUCCCAGGGACAAAAAGUAGGGAUCCAACUCGCCCACGCCGGGCGCAAAGCGUCUACCUUGGCCCCGUGGCAUUAUCGCACCCUAGGGAAGGAGGUGGCUACCGAAGAACUGGGCGGAUGGCCGGAUAAUCUUUGGGCUCCCAGCCCCAUCCCCUGGGCGGAGGGGUUCCCCACGCCAAAGGAGAUGACGUUGGAGCAAAUCAGGGGGUUUGUUCGGAGCUGGAAGGACGCUGCUAGGCGGGCGGUGGAGGCCGGUGUUGACCUCAUUGAGAUUCAUGGUGCUCACGGAUACCUCCUCACUGAAUUCUUGUCCCCAAUCACAAAUUACGGCGGCCUCCCCUUUGAGAACCGCGUCCGUCUCUUGGUGGAGAUCAUCACCGCCGUCCGCUCCGUCAUCCCAGAAUCCAUGCCCCUCUUCCUUCGCAUCUCAGCGACGGAGUGGAUGUCCCACCUUGGCCAACCUUCCCUCGACCUUGGCGAAUCCAAAAAGAUUGCCUCCCUCGUUGCUGACCUGGGCGUUGAUCUGUUGGAUGUUUCCUCUGGCGGCAACAACCCUGCCCAGAAGAUUGAAGUGCACCCGUACUAUCAAGUUGAUUUGGCGAGCGAGAUUAGGGAGCAUCUCAGGAAAGAGGGCAAGAAGAUGCUCAUCGGAGCGGUGGGCAUGAUUACCAACGCCGAAAUGGCCAAGGAUGUGGUGGAGAGUGAUGGGACGGUAGAGGUGGAUGGUGAACACGGGACCAAGGCCAAGGCGGAUUUGGUGCUGGUUGCGAGGCAGUAUUUGAGGGAGCCAGAGUUUGUGCCCAAGGUGGCGAGCGAGCUUGGGGUGGGGGUUAGGUUGCCGUUGCAGUAUUCUAGGGCGCCUUUUCCCAAGAAGAAGAAGGUGGAGCAGGGGAAGUUGUGA